AUGUCAGACAACCAGAGCUGGAACUCGUCCGGUUCUGAGGAAGAUUUGGAGCCCAGAGAGGACUGCGGACAUCCCAGUGGGUUCGCCCAGUUCAGCGGGGUCCUGAGCAAGUGGACAAACUACAUCCAUGGCUGGCAGGAUCGUUGGGUUGUGCUGAAAAACAACACUCUGAGUUACUACAAGUCUCAGGAUGAGACUGAGUACGGCUGCCGGGGUUCCCUCUGCCUUAGCAAAGCGGUCAUCACUCCUCAUGAGUUUGAUGAGUGCCGGCUGGACAUAAGUGUGAAUGACAGCGUCUGGUACCUGAGAGCACAGGACCCAGAGCACAGAAACCAGUGGAUUGACUCCAUUGAGCUGCACAGGAGUAUCAAAAAGGAGAAGACAGAGAAGGGAGGAGUCCAGGGAACACUAAUCAUCCCUCUACCAUUGGCCGACUCUGGAUAUGGCUCUGAGUCCAGUCUGCGGAGACACGGCUCCAUGCUGUCGCUCACAUCAGCCACCAGCAGCUUCUCUGCCACCUCCACAUCCUCCUUCAAGAAGGGUCACAGCCUGAAGGAGAAGCUGGCAGAGAUGGAGACAUUCAGAGACAUCUUGUGCAAGCAGGUGGACACGCUUCAGAAAUACUUCGAUAGUUGUGCAGACGUUGUGUCCAAGGAUGAGCUGCAGAGAGACAAAAUUAUGGAGGAUGAUGAAGAUGACUUUCCUAACACCCGCACAGAUGAAGAAUUUCUGCACAACAAUAAUGGCAGCAAAGAAAAACUGUUCCAGUCCCUGAGCCCGAAGGAACUGAAUGGCAUAGACUUUAAGGGGGAGGCGAUCACGUUUAAGGCCACCACAGCUGGUAUUUUAGCCACUCUGUCCCACUGUAUCGAGUUGAUGGUGAAGAGAGAAGACAGCUGGCAGAAGAGACUGGACAAGGAGAUGGAAAAGAGACGGAGAAUAGAAGACGGCUAUAAAUCAGCCCUCAAUGAGUUGAAGAAAAAAUCUCACUUCGGGGGUCCAGAUUAUGAGGAAGGUCCAAACAGUUUGAUAAACGAGGACGAGUUCUUUGAUGCAGUGGAAGCUGCUCUGGAUAGACAAGAUAAAAUCGAGGAACAGUGUCACACAGAGAAGGUGAGGAUCCAGAGAUCCAGUCCUGUGUCUUGUGGAGACAUCUACUCCUGCUCGGGCACACACAGAUUCUCUGAUAAGGUGGAGGAGAUGGUGCAGAAUCACAUGACCUACUCCCUUCAGGAUGUUGGAGGAGACGCCAACUGGCAGCUGGUUGUAGAAGAAGGAGAGAUGAAGGUGUACAGGAGGGAGGUGGAGGAGAACGGUAUCGUAUUGGAUCCUUUGAAGGCCACUCACUCAGUGAAGGGGGUCACUGGUCAUGAGGUCUGCCACUUCUUUUGGGACACUACGUACCGCAAUGACUGGGAAACUACCAUUGAGAACUUUAAUAUUGUGGAAACGUUAUCAGACAGCGCAGUGGUUGUUUAUCAGACACACAAGCGGGUGUGGCCUGCUUCUCAGAGGGACGUGUUGUACCUUUCUGCCAUGAGAAAGAUGGUGGCCAACGAUGAGAAUGACCCGGACACGUGGCUGGUCUGCAACUUCUCUGUGGACCAUGAGGAUGCUCAGCUGACCAGCAGAUGUGUCCGAGCCAAAAUCAACAUUGCCAUGAUCUGUCAGACCUUGGUCAGUCCACCAGAAGGGGACAAAGAGAUUAGCAGGGACAACAUCACGUGUAAAAUCACUUAUGUUGCCAACGUGAAUCCAGGAGGCUGGGCUCCUGCCUCCGUGCUCAGAGCAGUAGCAAAGAGGGAGUACCCAAAGUUCCUCAAGCGCUUCACCUCCUAUGUGCAAGAAAAAACUGCUGGCAGACCCAUCUUAUUCUGAGGCUCACAGGACCGAGACGUCGGCACAGACCUGCUCUGCAACAGAGUCCCGUCAGUCUGGAGCCAAAGAAACCAUCAAAUCCUUGAGCUGUCACAUGAAGGCUGAACAUGUUGGAGUGACGUCAGAAAACCAACAAAGUGAUUUAUCCUCCAACACGUACAGCGACCUGCUCCAGUUAGGAGGAAGACUGAAUGAAAAUUCAUGUGACUGAAACAUGGCCGUCGUCCAGGUUCAUCGUUUCAGCUUCUGUUUAACUGUGACUUUGAUAAAAUACUAACUGGAGUGUUUCAGACGGGUCAUUAGUGUCUGACUCGAAGACCAGCGAGGAAUGAACCCAGCUGUGGGGGAACAUCCUGCGUCCAGAGCUCAUAUUUAAAGAUAUUUAUGGUCUGUAAAAUGUUUGUACAAAUACAAAUCUUAGCUGUUUUUGUCAAAUAUUUCAUGAAAAGCUUUGCAGGGUGAAGUUUCCUGCUUUUCUGUUGAAAUGUUUGGAGUCGGGUCCAGAGGGCGCUGAGACUGAAGGACGUUCCUCUAAUGACGGCACCUCUAAUGAGCUGAUGGAGGAACCAGAUCGUCUGCCGUGGACACGGUGCAGAUUAUUUUAGUUGAGCCCUGGUGCCUUAGUGUUAGGAAAACACGAAGAUUCAGACGAGGUCAAAGAUUCUGUUACUGCACCUUUGAAACCACACGUGGAGUGCCUCAGGGCGGUUUGAUCCCGAGUAAAUCUUUUUACUGAACAAACGAACGUGUUCAGUUCGGCUCACUUUCAUCGAGUCUGGAUCCAGUUGAGUUCAAACGGGUCCUGACGACCUCCCAGUGGACACUCGGGACAGUAUUUUUGUUACCUCUGUGUUGAUCUGCUGGUUCAUUAAACUUCUUCAGACGCAUCGUUUCAUUAAGAAUCGUUAUUU
Messenger RNA from Nematolebias whitei (Rio pearlfish), 2789 nucleotides. Its product is annotated as ceramide transfer protein. The record is from RefSeq and is a predicted model, not a curated record. Lineage: Eukaryota; Metazoa; Chordata; Actinopteri; Cyprinodontiformes; Rivulidae. The coding region runs from base 1 to 1878 and encodes 625 amino acids. Gene Ontology annotation, biological process: ER to Golgi ceramide transport. Gene Ontology annotation, cellular component: Golgi apparatus. Gene Ontology annotation, molecular function: phosphatidylinositol-4-phosphate binding. The transcript has 18 exons.